GAUACAUACUUAACGCACGACUCGCCCAGUGUACGAAAAACCCACUGUACAGGCCGAAAGCAUAAAGACAAUGUGAAAUUUUACUAUCAGAAAUGGAUGGAGGAGCAGGCCCAGAAUUUGAUAGACGCCACCACCGCAGCCUUCAAGGCAGGCAAAAUAGCCAAUAAUCCGUUUGCAGGACCUGCGAAGGGCGGCGUAGCCAUUCCACCUCCUGCUCAGCUAUUGGGGCAACGCCCCGGUGCUCCACAAGCCCCUGGAAUGAUGCCACCUGGAGCUAUGGGACCUGGAGGGCCGAUGCCUCCAAUGGUAAUGGGGCCGCAUGGUCCCAUGCCCCCUAUGAUGGGGAUGCGGCCCCCCAUGAUGGGCAUGAUGCAAAUGGGGCCCAUGGGCCCUAUGGGGCCGGUGCGACAGCCGCUUGUGCCGAAAUAACUACAUGUUUUGUGAGAAGUUUAAUGGAACCACUCUAAUUGUUAGAUAGGUAUUAAAUGAAACUGCUACACUAAACAUUCUGGCAUAUA
Messenger RNA from Dendroctonus ponderosae (mountain pine beetle), 518 nucleotides. It is a transcript of the gene snRNP-U1-C, whose product is annotated as U1 small nuclear ribonucleoprotein C. NCBI's taxonomy places the organism in Eukaryota, Metazoa, Arthropoda, Insecta, Coleoptera, Curculionidae. The record is from RefSeq and is a predicted model, not a curated record. Gene Ontology annotation, biological process: mRNA 5'-splice site recognition; spliceosomal snRNP assembly; mRNA splicing, via spliceosome. Gene Ontology annotation, cellular component: nucleus; U1 snRNP. Gene Ontology annotation, molecular function: zinc ion binding; pre-mRNA 5'-splice site binding.